Scomber japonicus (chub mackerel) is the source of this 2454-nucleotide messenger RNA. RefSeq names its product TIR domain containing adaptor molecule 1 (gene ticam1). Lineage: Eukaryota; Metazoa; Chordata; Actinopteri; Scombriformes; Scombridae. The coding region runs from base 272 to 2050 and encodes 592 amino acids. The record is from RefSeq and is a predicted model, not a curated record. Gene Ontology annotation, biological process: response to exogenous dsRNA; positive regulation of canonical NF-kappaB signal transduction; lipopolysaccharide-mediated signaling pathway. Gene Ontology annotation, molecular function: protein kinase binding. The transcript is spliced from 2 exons.
UGCAAACGUGUUUGAAGCAGGCAGAGGCCUUCAACUGCCACAGGUAAAGUCACUUAUGAACUUAAUGCAAAAAGUUUGAAAAGACAUGUCACACUCAGUGGUAUUCUAACAGGUUUAUUUCAAAUAGGCUCUAAGAGCUUCCUGUGCAGAGAUUAGAGUUUUCUACCAGCCGAACUGAACUGGAAGGGAGUUACUUCCUUAUUUUAGCUGGGAAUACAGACUGAAGUCAUUGUCAUGGCUCCGACAACUCAGUGCAAAAACAAAGACGUCCAUGAAGUUGUGCACCUCUCUCGACAACAAAGGGAGAAGAUGUUGGAAAAUUGCAUUUAAUUGCUUGUGGUACAAACCCAAACUGAAAAUGAGUCACAAGGGACCAGAAAAUGAGGGAACAGGACUGAGAGACGUCUGUGACAUUCUAGUCAAGGCACCUCCCGAGCGACUUCGGAGCCUGACAUUCCAGCUGCGUGAGUCUCCUGAAGAUAAUAUCAUACAUGCCUUGUGUCUGAUUGUUCUUCAGCAAGAGGAGCAGGCCCUGAACAAACUCCAGAUGCUGACAGACAACAACCUCGCUAACCAUCUGGUUGAAACAUGGAAAAUGAGUCGAGGCAAAUUAGAAGAUUUUGCAGUUCGCUGCAGUAAUACUCUAGAGUUCACAAGAGAGUCUCUUGCAACUUUAGCUCGAAUUUUUAAAGUUUUGUCAGAACAAAGACUGUGUGAUCAACGUUUAAGAAAUCUGGCAUACAUGAGAGCCCUUUCCACUGAGAGCCAAAAAAGAAGCAACGGUGAGGAUCUGGAAUAUGAUCGACUCAGAGAGGAAGCUAAAACUGUCUGUGGGCCCUCGUUUGCAGAGAUGAUGCUUUCUUUCAGCAACCUCAAGUUAGGGUCUUCCCAUGAUUCUCAUAGCAGUCUGAAUGAAGGAAGUACAACUUUAAAAGUGACUCUGUCUCAGGAUCAGUCAGAAAGUGGUUUGCCCAGCCCACUGCAUGCAGGCUCCUCACUACCAUCAUAUCCUACUCAUCUGGAGAUAAGCACUCCUCCAACAGCCACAUUUCAUGGGGACAAAAUAACGCCACAAACAUCAGGAAGCGCCGAACAAAGCCCUGUCGCCCCCGCUGGUAAUGAGGUGAAAACUUCUCCUGAGGAAUCUAAGCUUAAAUCCAAUGAACCUCCUCUGUUUAAAGACACAAAGAUGGAUACAGCGCAUACAAUGGAGUGCAGUAAGACAGAAACUCCAAACCAAACCACUGAACCAAAAUUUUCACUACCUACUGCAACACCCAAGAUGACUGAAACAGAUAAGAUGCAUGAACGUAAAGGUGCAGAAAAGGAGGAAGAAGAAAUAUUUUACGCUUUUGUUAUCCUGCAUGCACAGGAAGAUGCAGAAGUAGCCGAAAGCUUGAAAGAAAAACUGGAAGAUAUCGUCAGUUGCGAAGGCGCAACUUUCUCUGAGGACUUUGCCAUCCCUGGAAAGAGCACUUUUAGGUGUAUAGAGGAUGCUAUCGACAACUCAGCUUUUACCCUUCUGCUGCUCACCUGCAACUUCACUCGUUUGCAGGAGGUGAUGACAGACUCGGCCCUCAUCAACUCCAUAAACCACAAACACAAGUACAACACUGUUAUCCCUCUGCUGCCAAUGGAGAACCGCAUGCCCAACCGUAGCAUGCCCAUAGUUCUGCAGCGUCUAGUUCCACUGGAUGAGAAAAAGAACUUUGACAAAAAAGCACGAAAGAUAUUGUCACCAGCAAAUAUUAAUAAACAAAAAAGAAUUUGGGAGGAGGAGCAGAGAGUGAAAUUGGAGAUAGAGACACAGGAGAAACUUAAACAUUUAAACCAACAUCAAAAGCAGCUGAUCCAAGAGUGUAAAAGAACACAGCUGCUUGGACAGGAAACGCUGAACCAUAUAACCCUAACCCACAACCGCCAUUUUCCAUGUCAACAACAACCAAUCAUUAACAUUACAAAUUCUCAGUAUGUGAUGAUUGGUGAUGACUCUCAAAUGACUGUGGGUCAUGGUGGAGGUGAUUCAAUUCAGGGAGAUGAGGAGCAAUAAAUGUAAAGAUGGAAAUUUUAAAAAUAAUCCUAUCUCUUGAACUCUAAAAUGUCAGAACCUCUGUGGGGUAUUGUUUCAUUGAAUUUAAACCUGGAAGAAAAGUGCAGAAAAUUCUCAAAAAAAGAUAAAUGAAGUGGCAUCUAAAUGAUUUGAUGUAACACUGGUGGUUUUAGGUGAAUAAUUAGCUAGGGACUGCCAUCUACUGACCGAUUGUGUGAUUUAUACUUCCUGUUCCCUUCAGCUGCAUGAACCUGCUGUCGGCACUAGGGAGCAAUGCUGUCUCACACUCCUCAUUGCACCGCAUCAGGAUCUUCUUAAAUGCAGUGUCAUCCAAUAUACCAAUCACUUCUGCUGGUUAUCUGAUAGCUGUAUGAGAUUAAUAAACUCUGACUUGCAACAUUUUC